UUCUCUCUUUAAAUUAAAAAGAAAAUAAUGUACUCAUACAAUCAGCAACAAGUAAGUAUAUAUAAAAUAAAAAGUUUAUAUUAAAUAUAGUAAGUAUUUUGAAUAUGUACUCCUCCUCCCUUUUUUUUUCUUACCUUCUUAAUACCAAUAAUCAUCAAUAUACAUAAUUAAAAGCGUCCUCCACCUUUUAAUAAUUAUCAUCCACCAUCACAGCAAUAUCCAAUUCAUAGACAGUCAACAAUGUCUUCUACAACCACAAACUCUUACAAUCCAUCAUUACAAAGAAGCAAUACUUUUACUCCUAUGGUUAAUAAAAGGGAACAGUAUUUAUGGAGUGUAUUUCGAAAGGUAGAUGCAGAUAAUUCUGGAUACAUCACAGUAAAUGAAUUACAAGCAGCAUUAGUAAAUGGUGAUUGGAGUCCUUUUAAUAUAGAAACAGUUCGAUUAAUGGUUAGCAUUUUCGAUACUGACAAUAAUGGCUGUAUUGACUUUCGUGAAUUUCAAGGUUUAUGGAAAUAUAUUGAAGAUUGGAGUGAAUGCUUCAAGAAAUUCGAUCUAGAUAACUCGGGAAGUAUUGAUCGCUAUGAAAUGAGCCAUGCAUUAAGAACGUUUGGAUUUAAUGUCAGUGAUAGAUUUGUUGGAAUAUUAAUUCAAAUAUUUGAUAAAUAUGGACAUGGAAACAUUACAUUUGAUAAUUUUGUCCAAGCAUGUGUUAUAUUAUCAACUUUAACAAAGUUGUUUAGGGCAAGAGACUAUGAGGGUAGAGGAUCUAUUAUUAUAAAUUAUGAAGACUUCAUGACUAUGAUUAUAAGUAGUAGACCAAACAUGAAAGGAAGUUAAUGCAAUGUUGUAUUAAGUCAACAUACUCUCUCUCUCUCUUUUAUUAUUAUUUCAUUUCAUUAUUAAAUAAUAGCCUUUUAUAUUCCAUAUACAUACAUCUAAAUCAAGAGGAUGCAUGUUAAUAUUUUAUUUUCUUGUUCAAAGUUAUUUAAAAGCGCUUUUAUUAUAUAUCUCCUUAUCUAAUGCUAUAAUAAAUACUAUUAAAAAAUAAAAUAAAA
Molecule: messenger RNA, 1058 nt
Organism: Cokeromyces recurvatus
Lineage: Eukaryota; Fungi; Mucoromycota; Mucoromycetes; Mucorales; Mucoraceae
Product: apoptosis-linked protein
Exons: 5
Coding region: 241-840 (199 amino acids)
Molecular function (GO): calcium ion binding
Source: RefSeq, a predicted model, not a curated record